AUGAUCACAAACGGAUCAUGGGCCCGUAUUUGCUUCCGACCUUCCGACUACAGAGGAACUGUACAGCUCAAGCCACCGCCCAAUCGCCCGGGCGCUUGCGAGAUAAUUGCAUCCGACGAACCCGCCUCUAUCGACACUUUCAAGCCCAAAAUGCCGCACUCGUUCGGUUACCGCGCGCGUACCCGCCACAUGUUCAAGCGGGGCUUCAAGGAGCAUGGCCCGAUCAAACUGUCGACCUUUGUGACUCCCUAUCGUAUUGGUGAUAUUGUCGACAUCAAGGCCAACGCGGCUCAACAAAAGGGUAUGCCGCACAAAUACUACCACGGCCGAACGGGUAUUGUGUACAAUGUUACCCCCCGUGCGGUUGGCGUGCUCGUCAAGAAGAUUGUCGGAAACAGGUACAUCGAGAAGCGUGUCAACCUCCGUGUUGAGCACAUCCGUCACUCCAACUCCCGACAGGACUUCUUGACUCGCGUCAAGGCCAACGCGGUCACUUCUAAAGAGGCCAAGGAAAAGGGCGAGAAGGUCUCGAUGAAGCGUGUGCCUGGUCUCCCCCGUGCUGGAUACACACUCUCUGCGGCGGACAACCAGCCUCAGACGCUCGUGCCUGUACCGUACGAGACUACCAUUUGA
Molecule: messenger RNA, 633 nt
Organism: Rhizoctonia solani
Lineage: Eukaryota; Fungi; Basidiomycota; Agaricomycetes; Cantharellales; Ceratobasidiaceae
Product: ribosomal protein L21e
Exons: 5
Coding region: 1-633 (210 amino acids)
Biological process (GO): translation
Cellular component (GO): ribosome; cytosolic large ribosomal subunit
Molecular function (GO): structural constituent of ribosome
Source: RefSeq, a predicted model, not a curated record